This is a messenger RNA of Ricinus communis (castor bean), 2480 nucleotides long. Its product is annotated as receptor protein kinase-like protein ZAR1. NCBI's taxonomy places the organism in Eukaryota, Viridiplantae, Streptophyta, Magnoliopsida, Malpighiales, Euphorbiaceae. The coding region runs from base 211 to 2175 and encodes 654 amino acids. Gene Ontology annotation, molecular function: protein binding; ATP binding; protein kinase activity. The transcript is spliced from 2 exons. Gene Ontology annotation, biological process: protein phosphorylation. The record is from RefSeq and is a predicted model, not a curated record.
AGAGUCAUAAGAAUUCAAAUUUGCAGAGACACACAACCCAAAACCCACUGUUAGUCGCCAACCUCGAUGAUAUCCCCCAAAAACUAGCUUCAAACUUUCAAAUCCGAAAUUACCACUUUCUCUUCUUCUCUUCUCCUACUCAAUUCAAUUCUCUCUUUUCUGCAACUUCUCGUUGCAAAUGAUCUAACACUGACUCAUUCUCAUUCACAAAUGCAGCUACACUCACUUCAGAUCACUCCAUUUCUCAUUUUUUUCUUUGCUCCGCUUUCCUUCUCUCUUACAAGAGAUGGCUUAGCUCUUUUGGCACUCAAAGCAGCGAUCACAACUGACCCAACUCGAGUUCUUGAUUCCUGGUCUGAUUCUGACCAAACCCCAUGUCAUUGGCAUGGGAUCACUUGUAUUAAUCACCGAGUCACUUCUUUAAUUCUUCCAAAUAAAAGUUUCACCGGUUAUCUCCCAUCUGAACUCGGUCUUCUCGACUCGUUAACUCGCCUCACUCUCUCUCACAAUAACUUCUCUGAACCUAUCCCUUCUCAUCUCUUCAAUGCUACCUCUCUUCGCUCUCUUGAUUUGUCUCAUAACUCUCUCUCUGGGCCAGUCCCAACACAAAUCAAAUCGUUGCAAGAGCUAACCCACUUGGAUUUAUCUUCAAAUUUCCUCAAUGGCUCUUUACCUGAUGUUCUUACUGAGCUUAGAAGUCUCUCCGGAACGCUAAAUUUGUCUUAUAAUCAAUUUACCGGAGAGAUUCCGGUAUCGUACGGGGAUUUUCCGGUUUUUGUGAGUUUAGAUUUGAGACAUAAUAAUCUUAGUGGCAAAGUGCCUCUUGUGGGAUCACUGGUUAACCAAGGGCCUACUGCAUUUUCUGGGAACCCUAGUUUAUGUGGGUUUCCAUUGCAAACUCUAUGCCCAGAAGCUACUAAUAUCACAAGCAGCGAGAACACAGAAAAUCCUGAAAACCCCAGGAAUCCUAACUUUGGUUUACUACCUCAAAUUGAGGAAAAACAGAGGGAAAAAAACGGGUCGGUGGCAGUUCCUUUGAUUUCGGGCGUUUUUGUGGUGAUCGGUGCUGUUUCGUUAUCGGCGUGGUUGCUUCGGAAAAAAUGGGGCGGUUCAGGUGAGAAGGACAAAAUGGGAAAAGAGGAGAGUACAGGAGGAAAUCAUGCCAGCAGUGAUAUUAGCGAGGAGGGGCAAAAGGGUAAAUUCGUGGUGAUUGACGAAGGGUUUAAUUUGGAAUUAGAAGAUUUGUUGAGGGCAUCAGCUUACGUGGUGGGGAAAAGUAGGAAUGGGAUAGUGUAUAAGGUUGUAGUGGGAGGGAGAGGAUCCGGUACUGUUGUGCCUACCGUUGUUGCUGUGAGGAGAUUGAAUGAGGGUGAUGCCACAUGGAAGUUUAAGGAGUUUGAGUCAGAGGUGGAGGCUAUCGGGAGAGUCCACCAUCCUAAUAUCGUUCAGUUGAGAGCUUAUUAUUAUGCUCAUGAUGAGAAGUUGCUGGUGUCUGAUUACAUACGCAAUGGGAGCUUGUACAGCGCGUUGCAUGGAGGACCUUCAAAUACUUUACCACCAUUAUCAUGGGCGGCAAGACUGCAAGUUGCUCAAGGAACUGCAAGGGGUUUAAUGUACGUACAUGAAUGCAGCCCUCGAAAAUAUGUUCAUGGCAACUUAAAAUCAACAAAAAUCCUUCUUGAUGAUGAACUCCAGCCUUACAUCUCAAGUUUUGGACUAACUCGUCUGGUGUCUGGUACCUCUAAAUUCUCAACUUCAGCAUCCAAAAAGCAGUAUUUAAACCAAACCACUGUAAACCCAACAAUGGGCUCAAAAAUAUCAGCUCCCUGUAAUUUCUACUUGGCACCGGAAGCUCGAGGGUUCAGCAACAAGUUCAGUCAGAAAUGUGAUGUGUACUCUUUUGGGAUCAUACUGAUGGAACUUUUAACUGGUCGGCUACCUGAUGCUGGAUCAGAAAAUGAUGGGAAGGGACUAGAAAGUCUUGUGAGGAAGGUAUUCCGAGAAGAACGGCCUUUAUCUGAGAUUAUAGACCCAGCAUUGUUGAGUGAAGUUCAUGCAAAGAAACAGGUUGUUGCAGUAUUUCAUAUUGCACUGAAUUGCACCGAGUUAGACCCAGAGUUUCGUCCGAGGAUGAGAACAGUGUCUGAGAGUCUCGAUCGCAUCAAACUGCAGUGAACAAAGAACGAACUGUUGGUGUAAAGUUUUGUUUGGAGCUUGCUGACUUGUGAUGCUGUUUUUGCUUCAGAAUCAUGGUCUGUAAGUUUACUCAUGAUGUAUGUCGUGUUCCAAUUUUAUCUUCCUGCCCUUGAAGGGACUGGCACAGGAUUAGAUGAAUGUCUAGUUAGGCAGGUUAUUUAACUUAAUUCUCUGUUGUAAUGUGUUGAUACCAUUAUCUACCAUCUCAUCCUUCAUUGUCUUUCUUCUGUUAAAAUGGUGCAGUGGUUAUGUGCAAGUGUUGGUGGAAGAGUCUUUUAUUUUUA